UUGUUAUUACAAUGGCGGCCAAAAAUCAAUUUAAAAUUCUGACAGCGGUCGCCUGCGAGAUUUUAGCAAAAACAAAUAAAAAUUAUUAAUUGAGGAAAUAAUUAUUUGACGUGUUGUAGGAGUUAUUAAAUGGCUAAUUUGUUUCUAUUACGACCUUGAUAUAAAAUUUGUGCUUUAUGUUGUAGACGCAUAGACCACUGUUUUUUUCUUCUAUUGUAGUUGAUGAUGUAAGAAACUGAAGGACUAGGUAGCUUUUGUGUACAUUGUAUUUGUUUUGUUUUCUUGCGAAUAUUUGACGACAUCGUCAUGGACGGCGAAGACAGUAGCGUGGGUAACGCCGAAAAGGACGACUAUGAAAGUAGUUCCCAUUCAACACCCCAAGAACACAAGUCUUUUGCUGAAUUUGCUAAAGAUAAAUUAGACAGUGCUGGCAGAGAGCUCCGGAGACGACUGCCGAUGGCAGGCCAGCUGGGUGCCCACCUCAUGCAUCCGAGAAGGCUACUUCUACAUUCCACUCCCACACAGCAUACCGAUGUUGUGCUGAUAUUUCCCAAAGGUCUACCAGAUGGAAUGCUACUCUGGCUCCUUCAGAAGCUGCGCGGGAGCCGGCCGCGUUUGCGCGUGUGCGUGAGACAGCACGCAUCGUCACAGUGCGGCGCGUUCUACAUCACGGCUGAUGAUGAUGUUUUGCUGCAAACUGCUGAAUUAGUCCACCUGCCUAAGCUGCUGAAGCCAGAAUUCGGGGGUGGCUACAAAGAGUUCACAGUCAGGGACAUGCACUGUUUUCAAAAGGGCACUUCAGCCUCAGAGCUCCUGAACUCGCAAGAGCGCGCAGCUCUAGUGAAGCACGUGCUAGAGUCAGCCCGGGCGGAGCCGGGGGACGAGCAUGCUCUAGAGCCAGCACUUACACUGCGUCCCGGGCAGAGCAUCGUGCCGGCUUGUCUUAGCAAAGGUGUCGUUGCGAGUAUGUUCCCGUUACACGAGAGAGCUGCGCUUGAGAAUUUAAGAAAAAAAUGGGUUAAGACUCUGUUCUCCCCGCAGCCUUUAGACGAGAUAAGCGAGUAUUUCGGAGUGAAAAUUGGGAUGUAUUUCGCUUGGCUCGGCCAUUACACGCAGUCGUUGACCGUGCCAGCCGUCGUUGGAUUUAUAUUUUGGAUUUGGUUGGGCACAGCCAACGAAACUUGGAAAGACAUAGCUUACGUGAUAUUCUCGCUUUUCAACGUUCUAUGGGCUUGCGUUUAUCUGGAGACAUGGAAAAGGUAUUCCAACGUCCUAGCAUAUAAAUGGGGCACUUUAGACCAACGAGAUGAAUUAUUGAUAGAACCGCGACCUCUUUUUCAGGGUGAAAUGGGCACGAGCGUGGUGACGGGCCGGCCGGAGCCGCAGUACGCAGCCUGGCGUCGCCGCGCUUGGCGGCACGCGGUGUCCGCGCCCGCCGCGCUGUGCUGUCUGGCGCUGUGCGCGGCCGCCACCUUGCUGCUGCUGCGGGCGCAGGACUGGUGGGAAACAAGGAUAGUGUAUCUAUCAUGGAUACCGCGCGCCAUCUUGGCUAUCAUCAUAGCUGUAGAAGAAGAGGUUUACGCGCGCAUCGCCAGGUGGCUCAAUGAUAAAGAGAAUUAUCGUCUCGAAACCAAGUAUGAGAACCAUCUGAUAGUCAAAAUAGCAUUGUUUCAGUUCGUCAACUCGUUCAUGAGUUUGUUCUACAUUGCGUUCUAUCUUCAGGAUAUGGAUAAAUUGAAAGAGCAACUGGCAGUGUUACUUAUAACAAGGCAAGUGAUUGGAAACUUGAAGGAAUCUGCUUUGCCGUACUUGAUUGAGAAUUUGAGACUCGCGAAAAUCUGUGUGGAAGUUUUUGGCGCGCUUAGCCCCAGCAAAGUCCCAACAUCAGCACAGCUUACCGAAUUGUUCGAGAAAAAGAUAGACUCUUCCGGUGAAGCACCAGAGAACAGUCUUAUCAAUGGAGGGACAGAAAAAGAAGAUAGGAGGGAUUCUGAACCAUUGGUUGGACAGAAGGUUAUUCACCAGGCCGAAUUGGAAUCGCAGUUGUUUAAGUACGAAGGCACAUUCGCGGAAUACCUCGAGAUGUUAACGCAACUGGGUCACGUAGUUCUGUUCUCGUCCGCGUUCCCGCUGGCGGCGCUGUGUGCGCUGCUCAACAACGCGGCUGAGGUCAGAGCUGAUGCUUUCAAACUGUGUCACGUGGCCCAGAGGCCCUUUGGGGAGAGAGUCAGCUCUAUAGGUAGCUGGCAGCACGCAAUGGAAGCGAUGGUGGGCGUGGCCGUGAUUGUGAACUGCGCUCUGAUUGGUCUAGCGGGGCCUCUGCAUCGCCUGCUGCCCGACUGCGCGCCCGCCACCAGCGUGCUCAUGAUUGUGGCUCUCGAGCACGUGAUCCUGGUGAUCAUCAUAGCGCUUCGCAUAGCUAUACCAGAGAUACCGGGCUGGCUCGCCACGGAAAUGGCUAAGGUUGAGUUCCAGAGGCGAGAGGCGAUAAAGAAUUCCCACGCACCCUUGCUGUCGCAGUGCCCCAGCCAGGACGACGUGCGCCCCGCCACGCCCACCACCCCCAAGCAACACCCUGACAAGGGGAAGAAGAUAUUUAUAGGGAAGAUUCCCGAGAUACCCCCUUUCAGGGAAAUUUUCAGACCCAAAGCCGCAUCUAUAACCGAGCCGGCGGUUACUACUGGUUCUCUCCAGUUAUUGCAAGAUGUGAGCCCUACGAAGCCGAUUAGACGCAAGGAGGCAACACCUGGGGCGCCGUUGUCUUUGUUGGGGGUGCGAGGGCUGCGCGAUGAGCCAUUACACCGCUCUGCGCAUUGCAUCCCGCACCCAACUCAACAUCGCCCGCUCGUCAAUCCUACUUUACAAGAGUUGUCGGGCAGCGUGAGUGCGGGUGGUUCCGAACCUGAUCUGAACUCUGUGCCGUCUGCCACACUGUCGGUGGACACGGCUGCCAGCGCUCUGAGCGCUACCUCCAGCGAGGAAGACAAGCCUAAGGAUAAAGGAGGUCGUUCCCGUGCGAAAGCAGCAUUAGUGAAGCGCGUGCGAUCGGUCGCCGUAUUUUCGCUCGGGCUACGCAAAGCGCGCGAGGCGGCCGCGGCGCAGGAGAAACACAAUUCGCCUCACACGCCCGAUAAGGCGGCCGCGCCUCCCCCCGCACCGAUUUUCGGCGGCGAGUUGUCUCUGAUCCCGAUAGAACAACUCAUUCAAGUGGAAGACGUCAAACCCAGACCAUAGACACAAGUAUAGUCAUAGACACAUGUACACUAGCCCAACCUGCUAUUCCAAAGAUAUUUUUUGUGAGAUAACACCGGUGUUUGUGCCUUAUUACUUUUUUUAUAUUUCAAAGGCACUGUGGCACCUUCUAUACAGGAUUAUUAUUAAAAUAUCAACACUUACUACGGGCUACACCGAGAUACCUAGGCUGACAUCAUAAACAAUAACAUUCGUUUUGAUAAUUCGUUAAAUUUUAAUUUUGUACAAAAGUAAGGCUUAUUUAAUUAUUCAUUUCAAUGUACACUCAAUGUGGAUCGCGGGCUAAAGCAGGCGGGUGAUGGGUACGGCGCUAACGUGAACAUAGACGUACCAAUGUAAGGACAGGACAAUGAAAACUUAAAAAAUAUAUUAAAUAUUGAGUUACAUAAGAACUCUUAGAACAAACGUAAAUUUUGCGAAGGUAUUAAGUAUUAUAAAUAAUCCUGUAUGGAACUCCUCAUGAAUAUCGGUUUUAUUUUACGCAAAAAUAUAGUUAAAUGUGGAGUUGAUAGGAUAUAUAGUAAGAGUAGCGAAAUAUAUUAUACAUUUCGCUAUAAAGUAAAAAAAACAGCAAUAUUUUUUCGGAACUGGUUAAAAAAAACGUAUUUAAAAACCGACAAAAUUUGAUGAACAAAUUUGAUAACUAUUUAUUUUCCAAUUAUCUGGCGCCAUCCAAAAACUUGUGGCUCAACAUUUUGUUAACAAAUUACGUCAAGUUAUUUACAAAGUGUUUUAGCGAAAGUUUCUCACGGUAGUACGGUUGGAAAUUUGAUAAUAAUCUUACUAUGUAUUUCUACACUUUAAAAAAUAAAACGAGCAGGGACGAACAUUUUGACAUUUUUACUCCCUAGUAAAUUGCGUAAUAAUAGGUACCACACACGCAAACAUUGCUUUAUUAUACCUACGUAUAAAAAAAUAUUGUUAACCAUUGUAAAAAAAAGUACCUAUUCCUUAAAUGUUAAGCAAUUUUUUAGAGUAAUGUCUUUUUUGAGGUUGAUCGAGACAAUGUAGAAAUAAAAGGAAUAGCUGAAGCGAAUAUGAAUACAUUAUAAUGGAUAUUGUUUAUAAAAAUUAAGUUUAAAAAGACGUAAGUGUAGUUGUAGAAGACACGUUUUUAAAAUGCAUAUAGUAUAUAUUUUUCAGGGCGUUUUGUUCUGGAGAAGUUUUUGGAGUUUUAUUUAUUUUAUUCAAAAUGUUAUAUAUGUAUUUAUAUUCUUUUCAACUAGUGGACUGAAAACUACACAGAUAUAGACAAUGCCUACACUUUUAGACCAUAGACUAAAUUAGUAUAAUCUGUACCCGUUGUAUUGCAGUUUGUAGUUGAAACGUAAGCUGUACCAACAAUUUAGAAAUUAUUGCAUGCAGUUUUCUUUUUGGCGAAAUUGAUUAUAAACGUGCUUUCAUUUACGAAUAAUUCUUACUAAGAACGCGGUAUUAUAAUGCAAAAUAUUAUAUUGAAAUAGUAUUUUGUUCAUGAUUUGUUUUGAUACGAGAAACUACUGAGAAACUUAUAUAACCAUUCUACAUAAUACGCCGCUUUUUAGGUAAGUAUUUAUUCUGAAUGAAGGCAACAUCUGUUAUUUAAUGAUAAGCAUUCUUUUAGUACAAAUAUAUGCCAGAAAAGGGAAAAUUUAUGCGUAAUGUGAUAUUUGCGAAAGAGAUAUGAAAUGGAAACCGUCGUGCGUUAAAAAGAUGGAUUUUUGAACAUUUUUUACGAUUUCGAUGAAAUUUUUAAUGUUGAUCGUUUUACUUUUCCAUGUGCAACUGUUAAUUCGCAUUUUUAACCAACUCCACAAAAGGGGGAUAUUUUUAAAGCUUUUUAAUGAAUACUGAAGCAAUCGUCUGACAAUAAUUUCGAAUUGCUGUUGAUUUUGUUGUUAUUAAAAUAAAAUGACACUUUGUAAAAUAUUUCAUUCACAGCAUUUUGAUGUUGUAUGUAAUGUUGAAGUGCUGUUUUUUUUUUUCACUGUGAAACAAGAUUUUUGAAGUGAGGAAAACUCCUUGAUUCCUUCGUAUAAGCUUUCAAAUCACUUGUAUCUGUACUGUUUUAUUUAAUCAAAUAAAACCCUUUUUUCAUCUUUUGUUCACCUCAUUUUCUACAUAAAACUGCUAACUUUUUGUACAUUAGUUACCUUCUUUUACUAUUUCUUACUCUCAAAAUCAUGUAAAAAGUAGUUAGGAAGUUCAAUAUCUCGCUAAUCUUCUUAAAAUGACUAGAAUAUGUCACUCCUUUCGUCUGUAUAGGUCAGUAAGUUAUUCUACGCAGUUGAAGGUCACAGAAUUUUUAAAAAACCGGCUCUAGUAGUAUCAUAUUAUAAAUUUUGUUUAACAUUAACGAACUGGUAAUUUUUGGAAUAACAGCAAACCCAUUAAAGAAAUCUCUGUGCUUCCAUUUUUUUACAAUACUAAAAUAUGUCACAGUUUAUAGUAUCAAAAAAUCAUCCAUUUAUUUAUUCUGUCACCUUUAACUAAAUUACAGUUUUGAAUGUUAUCUUUGAAAUACAAUUAUAAAUACAAUUAUAACGGAAAAGCGAAAACUUUUAAUUGGCGUUUAAUGACGCCUUACUCACUAGUGUGUAUGCGACUAUUACCUCUAGAUGUCUAUUGUUAGUGGUAGAAAUAGUGUCAAGAUGCCUUUUAGGCGACUGGUAUAAAAUCUGACUCGACAAGAUGACAAAGAAGUAUAUUUCAAAGAUGAUAUUCUUUAGUUACAACGUAGAAAAUAAGAAACUAAUUUCUAUCUAAUUAUCCCGAGGCAGCUAAAUAAAUUUAAUAUUACGUAUAUAUAUAAAUAUA
Messenger RNA from Plodia interpunctella (Indianmeal moth), 6048 nucleotides. It is a transcript of the gene wwk, whose product is annotated as anoctamin-8-like. The transcript is spliced from 24 exons. Lineage: Eukaryota; Metazoa; Arthropoda; Insecta; Lepidoptera; Pyralidae. Bases 307 to 3234 code for a protein of 975 amino acids. The record is from RefSeq and is a predicted model, not a curated record.